Messenger RNA from Opisthorchis viverrini, 1345 nucleotides. RefSeq lists its product as hypothetical. Gene Ontology annotation, biological process: mRNA export from nucleus; mRNA splicing, via spliceosome. The coding region runs from base 1 to 1281 and encodes 426 amino acids. The transcript has 6 exons. The record is from RefSeq and is a predicted model, not a curated record. Gene Ontology annotation, molecular function: RNA helicase activity; ATP binding; RNA binding. NCBI's taxonomy places the organism in Eukaryota, Metazoa, Platyhelminthes, Trematoda, Opisthorchiida, Opisthorchiidae.
AUGGCUGAUGAAUCGGAACUCCUGGACUAUGAAGACGAAGAACAAGAGACAGUACAAGAAACUCGCCCAAACGGUGAAGCACCAGCGAAAAAGGGCGUUAAGGGUGCUUAUGUUACAAUACACAGUUCCGGGUUCCGUGACUUCAUCCUGAAACCCGAACUUCUGCGAGCAAUCGUUGACUGCGGGUUCGAGCAUCCCUCAGAGGUUCAACAUGAGUGUAUACCGCAAGCCAUUCUUAGUAUGGAUGUCUUGUGCCAGGCAAAAUCUGGGAUGGGAAAGACUGCUGUGUUCGUAAUUGCUACCCUGCAGCAGUUAGAUCCGGAAGAAGAGGCGAACACCAGUGUGCUAGUACUGUGUCACACGAGAGAGCUGGCGUUUCAAAUUAGCAAGGAAUAUGAACGUUUCUCCAAAUAUAUGCCGAAGAUAAAGGUUGGUGUAUUUUUUGGAGGCCUCCCAAUCCGUAAGGACAUCGAGACGCUAUCGAAGUCGCCCGUGCACAUCGUGGUCGGAACUCCCGGUCGGAUACUGGAUCUGAUACGCAACCAGGCCCUGAAGCUUCAGCACGUAAAGCACUUCAUUAUCGACGAAUGUGACAAAAUGCUGGAUAUGCUCGACAUGCGGCGCGACAUUCAAGAGAUCUUCCGAAUGACCCCACAUCAAAAGCAAGUCAUGAUGUUCAGUGCGACAAUGAGCAAGGAAAUUCGGCCCGUCUGUCGCAAUUUCAUGCAAGAUCCUCUGGAAAUCUUCAUCGAAAAUGACUCCAAGCUCACUCUCCAUGGUCUACGCCAGCACUACGUUAAGGUGAAAGAAAACGAGAAAAACCGGAAAUUGUUCGAGUUGUUAGACGAGCUUCAGUUCAAUCAGGUCAUUAUCUUCGUGAAGUCCGUCCAACGCUGCAUCGCCCUGGCGCAACUGCUGGUCGACCAAAACUUUCCUGCAAUCGCGAUGCACCGCCAAAUGACCCAGGAGGAACGGCUUGAGCGAUACCAGGCAUUCAAAAACUUUCAGAAACGCCUGCUUGUCGCGACUAAUCUUUUCGGUCGGGGCAUGGAUAUCGAACGGGUCAACAUCGUUUUCAACUACGACAUGCCUGAAGAUUCUGACACCUAUCUCCACCGAGUCGCUCGCGCUGGUCGAUUUGGAACGAAGGGCCUGGCAAUCACAUUUAUUUCCGACGAAGUUGAUGCUAAAGUUCUGAACGACGUACAGAAUCGCUUCGAAGUCAAUAUCAGCGAACUUCCAGAUGUCAUGGAAAUCUCCAGUUACAUGGAAGAUCGCUAAUACCCAACUUGUUACAAAUCCUACUCUUGUUUAUCUUCCCUAUACAUAUUAUUUGUGCUUUGUA